This is a messenger RNA of Penicillium argentinense, 318 nucleotides long. RefSeq lists its product as uncharacterized. NCBI's taxonomy places the organism in Eukaryota, Fungi, Ascomycota, Eurotiomycetes, Eurotiales, Aspergillaceae. The record is from RefSeq and is a predicted model, not a curated record. The transcript has a single exon. The coding region runs from base 1 to 318 and encodes 105 amino acids.
AUGGCCAUUGAGAGCGUCGCGAAGAUGCGCCAUAACGCCAAUGUUGCUGUUUUUGGAGCUUGCCCAGUUGCUCUUCUGUACGUUGUUCCUUUGCCCACUUCAUGUCAUAUUUCUAAUUACCUUCCGCGCAGAACAAUGGCCAUUGUCAAAGCCCUCGGUGCCGUCGCAUCCUCGCAAUCGAUGUACAACCCCAUCGCCUGGAAUUUUCCAAGUAAUGCAACCGAUGUCCACAUUGCGCUUCUCAAGGAGCCUUGCGAGGAUAAUAUGGCAUACGCAAAGCGACAUGUUUGUCUUCCACUCCCAGACAUUACUCGCUAG